AUGCGUAUUAUAUCGUUAGCAGUUCUCCUUUGCGCCUUCGCGGCCAGUACUUUUGCAGCCCAGUACUACAUCACAACCCCUGCAGGGCUCUAUCUUAACAACUAUGGAGGCGGUGUCGUUGGGAGAGAAGAACGUCAAAAUUGGACUGUCAGCCAGGUUUCCCCGGAUUAUGGGAAAAAUUGGCACGUUAUCCAUCAGGGCAGCUGGUAUCUCAAUGUCAUCGCGUAUAGAGAGGGCUUUUAUGCGGAUUACAGCCAGAUUCCAACGAUAUAUCGGUUAGAAGAAGAGGGAGAAUAUCAUUAUAUCGUUACCAUAGGCAAUUCUGCGGCCGACGGCAACUUCACAUGGACCACCCAAGAUUAUUCGCCUACUUUUACACAGCUGCGACUUCGACCAUACACCCGUGCGCCGAAUCAACGUUUCCGUUUCACAAAAAUUGCUGACUGA
Messenger RNA from Nannizzia gypsea CBS 118893, 447 nucleotides. RefSeq lists its product as hypothetical. NCBI's taxonomy places the organism in Eukaryota, Fungi, Ascomycota, Eurotiomycetes, Onygenales, Arthrodermataceae. The transcript has a single exon. The coding region runs from base 1 to 447 and encodes 148 amino acids. The record is from RefSeq and is a predicted model, not a curated record.